ACUGAUUCCUUUCCUCUCAUCAUUAUGAUUGGAAAGGUGAACGGCCAUUUGGAAGUUUGCUGUAUGGUGACAGGCACUGGUGCGGUAAUCGGCUACUGGGGCUUGUGGAGCGAAGAAACUGGCUCAGAAACUGCUUCUGCUAUCAAAGGAACCUCCACUUCUGAUACUAGCUCUCUGCCUCCCGAAGCCAGAGCGGCACUUUUGCUUUCAGAAACGGUUACCUCAAAGGACAAAAAUAAGAGGUCGGUCCAUCUGUCCUCUGAUAGCUUACUUAAGACACUAAUCACCUUGCUAUUUAAUAAGAUAUGUGUUAAAUUUACACUCAGAGUUCAUCCAUCUUCAUUUUGCGAUGACUAA
This is a messenger RNA of Protopolystoma xenopodis, 357 nucleotides long. NCBI's taxonomy places the organism in Eukaryota, Metazoa, Platyhelminthes, Monogenea, Polystomatidea, Polystomatidae. The record is from the annotation of a GenBank genome assembly.